AUGAGUCGAGAUACAUCAACAGCAUUAGCUGCAUCUGCCACCUCACAAAUGUACCCAGGCCAAUGGAAGCUUCUACGAACGCUAGCUGGUGCGCAUCAAGGCUGGGUACGAGCCGUAACAAUUGACGAGGUCACCAACGACUGGUUUGUUACUGGGUCAUCCGACUCAACUAUCAAAAUAUGGGAUCUUGCUUCGCUGCAAUUGAAAAGCACAAUAACAGGUCACAUUAUGGGAGUCCGAGCAUUGAUUGUUUCCAAAAAGUUCCCAUACUUGUUCUCUGGAUCUGAAGAUAAGACAUUACGGUGCUGGGACUUAGAGAAGCUGAAUGCAGCUGAAGGAUGUCAAAUUAAAAACUUUCAUGGUCAUGUGGGUGGGAUCUAUGCUCUUUCACUACACCCUCAAUUAGAUGUGUUGUUGAGUGGAGGAAGGGAUGCUGUGGUCCGGAUAUGGGAUAUCCGAGCCACCAAGGAGAUCACAUUACUAUCAGGACACAAGAGCGAUAUUACUUCUAUUGAGUCGUUUGAUAAUGACCCGCAAGUUGUGACGAGCUCAAUGGAUGGAACAAUAAGAUUAUGGGAUUUGAGAAAACAAAGUACCGAGUUGUGCAUCACCCAGCACUCGAAGAGUAUAAGAUCCAUGGUUGCACAUCCAUUUGAACGGACAUUCACGUCGGGUGAUUCAAAUGGGAAUAUAAAGCAAUGGCUACUACCUAAAGGAGAGUUGUUGAACAAUUUUGAAAAGCUGGAGAUGGAAGGGGAAGGGGGGAUUAUAAAUACCCUCGCGAUAAAUCCAGUUGCAAAUACAUUGUUUGCUGGAUAUGACGAUGGGAAGGUCGAGUUCUAUGAUUACAUACUGGGCAAACUUUCGCAGUCGGGACAGGCUCGAGCCCUACCUGGUGCAGAUGGUGCUGCUAUCUAUGCGUCAGCAUUUGAUAUGUCAGGUUUAAGGUUGAUUACAUGUGGCGGAGACAAGAGUAUUAAAGUCUGGGGCACAUCUGAAUAA
Lodderomyces theae is the source of this 1002-nucleotide messenger RNA. Its product is annotated as mRNA splicing protein. Gene Ontology annotation, biological process: mRNA splicing, via spliceosome. The record is from RefSeq and is a predicted model, not a curated record. Gene Ontology annotation, cellular component: precatalytic spliceosome; catalytic step 2 spliceosome; Prp19 complex. Bases 1 to 1002 code for a protein of 333 amino acids. Gene Ontology annotation, molecular function: protein binding. NCBI's taxonomy places the organism in Eukaryota, Fungi, Ascomycota, Pichiomycetes, Serinales, Debaryomycetaceae. The transcript has a single exon.